AUGGGCAACCACGGCCAGGCAAAGGGCAAGCAGGCCCAAGGGCAACUCAGGGCAACGUCGUGCACAAAGUACAGUUUGUCUCAGGAGGUAGUGCCGUCUAGGCGGAAAGGCAAGCAGGCAGGCAGGCAGGCAGGCAGCGAAGAAGGCCCAGGGCACAAUGGCAGAGGCCACGCAAACAUUAGGGUAGAGUCUGUAGGGAUGAAACCCUGGACGGAAGGUUUCAAGCUGAGUUCCGCAGCACAUGCCACCGCUGACCCAUGGCCCGGCGACCCACGGCGCACGACAUCUGUUGCGGCCGUGAACGUCAGCGGGCUUGGCGGGCCGAGGGGGGAGACGGGCGACGGGCGACGGGGGGGUGGGAUGGAUAGCGUGGCUGGCCAGAACCGAUUGGCUGUUUCACCCCCAGAGAGUGGGGGCGCCGGCUCUGUCUUGUUGCAUCCCCUUUCGCAUCCACCGCACAAGACUCAUCCCAGAGAAGCAAUGUGCAAUUGCUUCACUUCGCCCGACAUGUGCUCCAGACUUGCGCCGAAAAGGGCCACGUACUCGCUGGGUGCCCGUCUGGCCCGUCCGUUGCCCCGUGAAUGCAUCAUCGAGCCCAUGGCCAAGCGUAGACGUCAGUCCAUGGUGAUGCUGAGGGACCAUGACUUUUGCGAGUUAAAUAUAUAUGUCCCAACUAUCGGUCCACUGUCACAACUACUGAUACUCCCGCUGCACCGCUGCUCGACAAACCCAAAAGCCGCCUUUGUCAAUCUUAAAGUCUCAGACAUAGUCUUGUCCCGUCCCCAUUCAUAA
Molecule: messenger RNA, 792 nt
Organism: Bipolaris oryzae ATCC 44560
Lineage: Eukaryota; Fungi; Ascomycota; Dothideomycetes; Pleosporales; Pleosporaceae
Exons: 4
Coding region: 1-792 (263 amino acids)
Source: RefSeq, a predicted model, not a curated record